Molecule: messenger RNA, 2277 nt
Organism: Salvia hispanica
Lineage: Eukaryota; Viridiplantae; Streptophyta; Magnoliopsida; Lamiales; Lamiaceae
Source: RefSeq, a predicted model, not a curated record
AUGGAAUUGCACAUAUCGCACCUCACAACACAGUCUCUAUUUCUCGCUCUACGCAUCCACACAUCGGCGGCGGAAUAUCACCGGAAAGCUGCGAAUUCCGAUCAUUUUUCUGCUCGCAAUUUGAUUGAGAUCUGCGAAUUGAUAGACGUCGGAUCUGGAGAAUUGCUGGAUCUGAGAGAUGGCGCUUUCCGGCAUGGGGGGUUGUCGGUUUUCAUCAGCGACAUCCGGAAUUGUCAGAAUAAGGAGCUGGAGCGCCUUCGUGUUGAUAAGGAGCUCGGGAACAUUCGAACUCGCUUUAAGCACGAAAGGCAAGCUUCUGAUGCAUUGCUCAGUGUUUCAACCGGGGUAGCAUUAUUAUCCAUGGAAUUAGAUGAAUCUAUAAAUGACAAUGUUCUUAUGGCUCUUGUCUCCCCCCAUCUCUGUUCUUUAUGGAAGCCUCCAUUUGGAAAAAGGGGAUUGUCACCUUAUGAGAAGAAGAAAUAUGUCUGGAAAAUGCUUUACAUUUAUAUGCUAGGAUAUGAUGUUGAUUUUGGCCACAUGGAAGCUGUUGGCUACAUUGUGACAUCAUGUCUUCUAAAUGAGAACCAUGAUUUCCUGAGAUUAGCAAUUAAUACUGUCCGCAAUGACAUUAUUGGCCGCAAUGAGACUUUUCAGUGUCUUGCCUUGACAUUGGUUGGAAACAUUGGUGGGAGAGAAUUUGCUGAUCUCUGGCUCCUGAUGUUCAAAAAUUACUUGUCGGACCGGAUGGCACAGCUAUUAGAUGAACGUGAUUUAGGAGUCUUGACUUCUUCUAUGAGCCUCUUAGUUGCUUUAGUGUCAACAACCAUGAGGCGUACUGGAGUUGUCUACCAAAAUGUGUUAAGACCCUGGAAAGACUUGCUAGAAAUCAGGAUAUUCCACAAGAAUACACUUAUUAUGGUUAAGACUAUGAGGGCUCUCCAAUAUUUUCCAACUGUUGAAGAUCCAAAUACGAGGAGGUCAUUGUUUGAGGUCAUGCAUCUUGAUGCUGAGAAAGAAAUGAUGUCUCAAUGUGUUGCACUGCUUGGAAAAUUUAUUGCUGUUCGUGAACCUAAUAUAAGAUACCUUGGCUUGGAGAACAUGACUCGGAUGUUGAUGGUCACAGAUGUGCAAGAUAUUAUUAAAAGACAUCAAGCUCAGAUCAUUACUUCACUGAAGGAUCCCGAUAUCAGUAUCAGGGGACGUGCCCUUGAUUUGCUGUAUGGCAUGUGUGAUGUUUCAAAUGCAAAGGACAUAGUUGAAGAAUUAUUACAGUAUCUUAGCACAGCAGACUUUGCAAUGCGGGAAGAAUUGUCACUUAAAGCUGCAAUUCUUGCAGAGAAGUUUGCCCCAGACUUGUCAUGCUUUAUAGAUAAGGCAGGGGAUUUCGUAAGCGAUGACAUUUGGUUCCGUGUCGUGCAGUUCGUUACAAAUAAUGAGGAUUUACAGCCGUAUGCAGCUAUGAAAGCCGAGACAACGGCAGUUGAAUAUCUAGCUUUGAGCAUGAAAGGUGCAGCUCUAAUGGAUAUACUUGCUGAAAUGCCAAAGUUCCCUGAAAGACAGUCAUCAUUGAUAAGAAAAGCUGAAGAUUCUGAGGCUGAUACAGCUGAGCAAAGUGCAAUUAAAUUGCGGGCACAGCAGCACACCUCUAAUGCUUUGGUACUUACUGAUCAACCCCUGCAAUGGGACCCAACCUGCACCCCAGCUUGGUCUUGUGAAGGUGCCUACCAUGAAUACACGGUGAGAUAUCAUUCUGUAGAUUCUGACUGGACUCACUUCUUAAAUGAAAGUUUUGAAUAUGUAUCCAAUAAGCAAAUAUGUGGCAGGACUGAAAGCACCUCUGGACAAGGAUUAGCAAUGAAAAAUGGGACUUUGGCAGUAGUGGAUCCCCAACCUCCUAGUACACCGUCUCCUGACCUCCUUGGAGAUCUUUUAGGGCCAUUAGCUAUUGAAGGCCCACCAGGUACUGCUCCUCAAUCUGAUCCAAGUGAUAGUGGUGUUCUAUAUGAGGAUGUCAAUAUCCAGAUUGGCAUAAAAGCUGACUGGCGAGGUCAUCAAGGUAGAGUUAUUCUCUUCUUGGGAAAUAAGAACACUGCCCCUUUAGUGUCAGUGCAAGCGUUGAUAUUGCCCCCAUCACAUCUAAAGACAGAGCUCUCACUAGUUCAAUGUCCACUUGAAGUAGUCAACCUCCAACCAAGCAGAGAUUCAGCUGUGCUGGACUUCUCUUACAAGUUUGGAGCCAAUCUGGUCAAUGUAAAACUUCGCCUUCCGCUGUCUUGA